This is a messenger RNA of Hyphopichia burtonii NRRL Y-1933, 2148 nucleotides long. RefSeq lists its product as uncharacterized. Gene Ontology annotation, molecular function: DNA-binding transcription factor activity, RNA polymerase II-specific; zinc ion binding. Gene Ontology annotation, biological process: regulation of DNA-templated transcription. The coding region runs from base 1 to 2148 and encodes 715 amino acids. The record is from RefSeq and is a predicted model, not a curated record. NCBI's taxonomy places the organism in Eukaryota, Fungi, Ascomycota, Pichiomycetes, Serinales, Debaryomycetaceae. The transcript has a single exon.
AUGUUUGUAUUCCCAGCCUUUGAUGAAAAUUAUAAAGGUCGGAAAAGAACGUUUAAAUGCUGCCGCAAAUGUCGUUCUAAAAGAAUGAAAUGUACUAUAAGUUCGAUUGAUUUUGAGAUUGUGGGAUGUGAUAAUUGUCAAAAGCUGGGAUUGAAAUGUGAUUUAAUAAAGAAUGAAGAAUCUUCUUCAAAUAAGAAGAAAACGACAAGACCUUCAGCACCAAAGUCAACCACUCCAGUAACGGAGCCUUUGGACAGUGGACAAUUACCCAGUGUUUUGCAAAAUGAUGUGAAUUUUCCUUUUGGUAACGAUUUUUUAAGCCAAUACCAGCCAAUAAUGAACCCACUAAUAACCUCCCCGUGUUCCAAAGGAAAUAAGGAAGAAUCAAUGGAAGAUAUAACGGGAGAGUAUUUAUAUAAAAAAUAUAACUUUGUCAUAUCAUUAUCUACACCAAAGUAUCUGAUAAAUAAGAUUCCUAUUAAUGGGAAUUCUACUAAUGACAUUGUUCAAACUCGACUCAAACUGGGGCCCGAUCAAAAUCAUAUAAAGAAUUCAUCAUUCUAUCAUUUUUUACAAAACAUUAAUGCAUUUCAAUUGAAUUCUCCUGGAUUUGUUGAGAUAACCCCGACUGAUUUGAUCAAACUUAUUCAAAUCUAUUUUUUCAAAAUAAAUUCAAUCCUACCGGUAAUCGAAGAAGAAGAGUUUUGGAAAAAUUAUCAACAAAACACAAUCUCGAGUAUAAUAGUAUAUUCGAUUGUAUUGAUAAUAAGUAAUGAUGAUUUGGCAAAACCAAUUUUGAUGAAAAGUUUACGGAAUUGUGAUUUAACUAAAUUUGAAACCCAUUUGCAAAAAUAUCAAGAAGAUUUGGAAUUUAAAAUUAGGCAAUUAUUGCUUGUGUUACCCGAAUUGGGCGAUAUCGAUAGAUUGAAUCGGUUAAUAACUCAUGUAUUAAUCCUGCUUCAAUUUGGAUUCAAUAAUUAUGCUAGUGAACAAAGUAGCCAGGAUUUAACUGACGCAAUCAAUAACGCAAUGUCUUUAUUGAUUCAUUUCCAAUCACUCCAUGAUAAAUUGAUAAGUGAAGGACUAGUGGAUAAACUGAGAUAUCUUGGUGAAUUGUUUUGGACAUUGUUUAUCUUAGACCGAUUCAAUGCCAUGAUCAAUUUCAAAGCAAUGUUUAUUAAAAGAGAAGAUUUCAAUGUUCAAUUACCAAUUGAAAAUGAGUACCUAAUGAAAUUAGUCAAGGUGACAUUUUCUUUAGAAGAUAUGCUAGUAUCAGUUUACCAACCCAAAAAUAAUCUAAACCAGAAUACACCUUCGGGGAAUAAUAAAUUAUUUGAAGAAAAUGAUUUUUUCUUGCAGCAAAAUUUCAUCAAUUAUAAUCCCAAUAACCAGGUUAAACAGGUGAAUGAAUAUUUACCUGGUUAUCUUAGUUUACAAGAGUACCAACACCGAACGGUCUUCUUUAUUGAGAAAAGUAUCGAAAGUGUUAUAUUUUUGGGUUAUAGAUCUAAAGAGCUAAAAGUUAGCCAGUAUCAAGUGAUCGACCAACAAAGUUUAGCGGUGGCAUCCAAUAUUAAAAAAUACUUUAAUUACCUCACUGAAAACCAAACUAAAAACAACCUAUUGAUUAAUAUAAGUAUUAUCCCGCUGAUAAUCUCGAUUUUUUUCUCGGUUCCAAUCACCAGUAAAAUGAAAUUAUUGAGUAAAUUAAAGGGGAAAUCAGCUUUGGACAUAACCCAGGACAACGUGGAAACGAUUGAAAUCCUACUAAACGACUAUUUGGCCGUUGUUCAAAACUUCACUCGCAAAUGGUGGUUUAUUGAAGAUGUCAUCAGGACCCUCCACAAAAUGAAUAAACAAAUGAAAAAAUUGAAAAAUCAUUCCUAUAAGAAAAAUAAAAAAAGGAAAAUCGCUUAUGGUGAUACCAACGCCCUUCCCUCCAUACCUCUGGUAUCGUCGCCUCAUUACUAUAGCGCGAUCAUGCAGUCUUCGUCCGAGUCAGAAGACGAACCGCCGGUGGCCCCGGCCCAAGACUAUGUCCCCAGCCUGGCUGACGAUACCAUUUUCGAUCCCGAAAAGUUUAUGGAUGUCUUCUACAAUGAAUUUUCCCUGGUUCCCAACGUCAUGAAGUUCCUCGGCGAUCCCUAA